ACAUGGCCUGAUGUUUUCCCUGUCCCAACUUUUUCGUAUGAAGUUGAACAUGUCUUGCAAGAGGGGAACAGUGUUUUUGAGAGCUCUGGAAAGACUCUAAAAUUAAGCAGAGCACAAAAACACAACAUUAUAGAGAACAUGGCCUCCUUAAUGUACUCUUUUAAACCGUACCUAAGCGACAGGGAUGUAGGCAUGGCAGCUGACGCCCUGAUUAACGCUCACCCAUGUCUGAAAGAGCUGGGGUCUGCGAGUGGGUGGUACGGAUGGAAAAUUAGCCUGAAAUUUAAAAUGGGAAAUUACCGUACUAGGCUGGCAAGAGCUGGAUGCAAGGAGGUGUCCGUAAAUACAGGGAAAAGAAGCAGGAAUAAUCCAGAGAAAGCACAUCCCCACUCGAACAUUAAAAAAGCCAGAAGGGCUGAAGUAAACUUUCUCCCAAACUUCCCAAGAGGACAAAACGAGGACAGUUUGGAGGAAAUGAGAAUAGAGAUGAAAGCUGAAGUUGAUAGAGCCGACAGAAACCUACAAUCAAUAGAGAAACUCAUGCAGACAACCUUUGCACUUCGUCGUCAGGAAAUUGUUCAGGGAGACCCAUUGGUGAAGGACUUUCUGGAGAGAUGGCCUGCCCUUCAGGUCCAAUCACAGGUCUGUGCUGAGUUCCACAGGAUCACCAAUGUAAAUUUACGGAACCAGUUUUAUUGUGAACUAGAUCGGCACAUUCCACAGCUCAUAGAACUUUACAGACAGAAGGCAGCUCGUACUGGAAGGGUGGCAGGAGCACUGCGAGACAUCCUACAGUAUUAUGAAACUGAGGAUGUGCAGGAUAUCAACAUGAAACGCACUGUGGCCCUUCGUGCUCUCUCAGUAUACCUGCGGGAAGAGGACACACAGUUUUUCAAGACUUGGAACGAAUCAGAGGAGCCAGACAUCGAGGACACACCCAUUGGUAUUGUCACGAUGAUCAGAGAAAGAAGUGCAUCUCCCGUUCACUUCAGUCCCGUAUCCACAGCCAUUGUGGUGGAAGAUAAAUUCAUCAUGAGGGACAUUGCCACGUUUGCCGAUGCAUAUGUGUUACUGUUUGGGCUGGUGCGUGUUACAUCUCGACUACCCAAAGAAGCUUGUUGGCACCUUCACUUUCAUACAAAAGGUUCUAAUGGGGUUGGAUGACGGUGCACCCCUGAAACCUGCUCUGCUCUCUUUGAAAAAUGACCUGCUUACAGUGUAGACGUUACCUGUAUGAUGCAUGUUUGUUGUUACAUUGAUUUGUGUUCCUUUUUGGUUAUUUAUUUGAUUUAUUUUUUAUUCAUGUUCAAUGACUUGAUAUCUGAUAUCCUGAUAUUUACUUUUUGGUUAUUUAUUUAAUUAAUUUUUUAUUCAUUUCAAAUUAUUUCCUUGAAUGGCUAUAGAUGUAAAAAAAACUUGAAGAUGCUGUUUUGAAAGGCCAUACCUUUACACUGAGCACAAGUUCCCAAUGCUUUUAUACAAAUAUUUAAACAUUUGCAGUGAUUUAUACAUAGCCAUACAAAUCUGUUUUUAUAUAAUGUAUGUGUGGAUGUAUAUGUUGACGGUUCAUGAUAUGCAAGGUAUCCUUCAACCAAACGGGGUGUGUUUACAUUUUCAGAUUGUGCAUUUGUUGGCCUUGUUUUACUGGCCUGGUUUUACAAGUUGGAUGUCCAUGGUUAACAUACAGAUGUGUGUAUGUGGUGUUUGUAUACUUACAGCUCUGUUGCUGUGACCAAAGUGGUUUGGAGAAAAAAAAUAAAAUCUGAAUAAAAACAUUGAAAUAUUCUAAGUUUAUUUGGGUAUUCUGAACUUAAAAAAAAUAGUAGUUUAUGAGCUUUGUAAAAUUAUCUUUUUGGUUACUAACCAGUAUAUUUUUUGAGUUUAAAGAUGUUGAAUAAUUAAGUACAAUAUCAUCAUAACAAGUCAUUACAAAAAAAUUAAAAAGUAUAUACAAAUUAAAACAAAUGUUUUAAGUACAGUACACUCACAAU
Molecule: messenger RNA, 1991 nt
Organism: Gadus morhua (Atlantic cod)
Lineage: Eukaryota; Metazoa; Chordata; Actinopteri; Gadiformes; Gadidae
Exons: 4
Coding region: 139-1164 (341 amino acids)
Source: RefSeq, a predicted model, not a curated record